Perca flavescens (yellow perch) is the source of this 1219-nucleotide messenger RNA. RefSeq lists its product as uncharacterized. Lineage: Eukaryota; Metazoa; Chordata; Actinopteri; Perciformes; Percidae. The record is from RefSeq and is a predicted model, not a curated record. The transcript has 3 exons. The coding region runs from base 14 to 1219 and encodes 401 amino acids.
GACCCUGGUUGGCAUGCGAAAGUUGAAGAAGGGUGCUGUUCCAACAUUGUUUGCCUGGACUGAUAGCACCGUGAGGCCUGCAAGGAGGUCUAUCGUCAGAGGAACUACAAGUAAUGCAACCACUGCAGUUGUUGAAGAGGAUGUCCAGCAGGGUGAUGUAAAUUCCAAUGAGUUAAGUACAGAGACGGCCCCUCCACACCCCGAUCAUGAUUAUGCUGAACUGCCCCCGCCACUGGAGGAGCAACUUAAGGAAGCCCACAAGAUGAUCAACGAUCAAGCAGAAUUAAUUGCACGUCUUCAAACCAAGCGGUUUCUCCUUUCAAGAUUCCAAGGCGAUGAUAAGAACAUCAUGUUUUUCACAGGCUUUCCUGAUUACAACACACUGAAAGCAGUGUUUAUGGCCCUACAGCCUACUGCAGAAAACAUGGUAGGGUGGAGUCAGGCACAGCGAAUAAGGCAAGCUGACGGGGAAAUUGUAAGGCAGGGGUUUAGCAUUCCUAAACUGGCCGUCAUUGACCAGUUUUUUCUAUUUCUUUGUCGUCUUAGGCAAGGUUUUCCUGAACAGGACCUUGCAGUGCGCUUUGAUGUGUCACAGUCAACUGUAAGCAGGAUCUGUGUAACCUGGGCAAACUAUCUACAAUUCAUGUUAGGAUCACUUCCAAUUUGGCCUUCGAGAGAAACUGUAAACGAGCUCAUGCCUCCUUGUUUCCAAAGCACUUUCCCACUUACAAGAGUUAUAUUAGAUUGUACAGAAAUACACGUGCAGAGGCCUAGUUCAAAAGUUCUCAACUCUGAAAUCUACUCCCACUACAAAGGUAACACCACUUUUAAGGGCCUAGUUGGCAUCUCUCCCUCAGGUUUAGUCACAUUUGUCAGUGACCUGUAUACAGGUUCGAUAUCUGACAAGGAGAUCACAAGAGAAUCAGGGAUCCUGUGUCUACUUGAGGAAGGCGAUGAGGUCAUGGCUGAUAAAGGAUUUCUCAUCAAGGACCUUCUCACUGAAAUCAAUGUCUCCCUUGUGAUCCCGCCCUUUUUAGGCCCAAGUGGACAUUUCAGCCAGGAAGAGGUGAGACAGACACAAGCCAUAGCCAGACUUAGCAUUCAUGUUGAGCGUGCCAUUAGGGAGGAUCAAAGAGUAUCACAUAUUCGAUACGGUCUUACCAAUGACACUAGUGGGCUCUGUCAAUCAACUGUGGACUGUUUGUGCCCUCUUGAGUAA